CAAGCGCGGCAUGCCCUGAUUUUUGUGGCCACCUUUUUUAUAUGCUAACAGCUUUCCGUUGGUACACAAAGGCCGGUGCACCAUAAACACUACUUGAAACAGUUUUACUGUAGAGACCCUUUUUAAGGAAAUAUCCAAAACGACAUUUUUAUUCAAAAUUUAGUUGCUUUCGUGAAUAUACGGCGUAAUGCCGAGAUCUCCAAAAGAAGUUUUGAAGGACUUUGGCGAAACAACAACUGCGCAUGGAAUUGGAAAACUUGUCGGAUCAAAACAUCCGAUUCGCAAAACAGUUUGGCUUGUUCUUCUGUGCGUUUGCUUUGGAUAUGUAAUAUACCAAAUCAAGGAGCUAUGUGGGCAAUACAAAGAGCACCAAAUAACCGUGAUGUCGCAUGCAGAGAGAAAAAAAGAAAUACCUUUCCCUGGAGUAACAGUUUGUAACCUUAACCCGGUGAGAAAAAGCAAGAUAAUUGAACACAACUUGACGGAAUUAUUGAAACCCAGCGGGCCAAAUGCAAUCGGUCAAGUGGAGAUGAGAAACAAAUUGAUGUCGAUGGUCAUGGGUAUGAAUGCAACCACCAGAACAGAGCUCGGCCAUCAAGAGAAAGACUUCAUCUUUGGCUGUUAUUGGCUUGGGCAGCCGUGUAACACAUCGUUUGAGCAAAUCUUUACACCAGAAUAUGGCAAUUGCUUCACGUUUAACUCCGGCAAGUUACACGAUUUGGCUGUGACUGAGGCGGGUGACACGGAGGGCCUUUCCCUCUUGCUUAACACCGAGCAAUGGGACUACAUGGGCGCAGUGUCACCCUCGAUAGGAGCGAUCGUCGAUGUGCACCAUCCUGAUGAUAUAGAGGUACCUGCUGUACGCGGUAUCACGGUGUCACCGGGACAAGCUACGUCCAUUGGAUUAGUCUUGGGAUCCAUGUACCGCUUGGACUCGCCUUAUAGCAAAACCGGCUGCAAGUCAAUAGAUACUCCAACCAUCUACAAGAAUAAGAUUUACAGCGCCGAGGCUUGUUAUCGCGGCUGCUUGAUAGCGAAGUCGCUGGAAAAGUGCGGUUGCGUUGAGUCUCGAAUGCAAGUUGGCCUCACAGCCCAGACCUGCGACCCUUUCAACAAAACUCUUAGAAAAUGCAUCGAGGAAGUUGUUGACUUCAACUCAUGCAGCUGUCCACCCGCUUGCAGGGAAAUGAAAUUUGAAUUUUCUGCUUCCACCAGUGUUUGGCCAAGUGAGCCUUAUUGGACAUUUUUGAAGGAAGCGUAUGACUCUCGAAACACCAGCCGCUCAUUCGCAUCUUUUCCAGACUCGAGAGGUAACCUUUUAGCGGUUAAUAUCUUCUUCAAAGACAUGAGCAUUACAAUAAAAACAGAGACUUUUAGUUACGAGUUUUCAAAUCUGGUGGCUGAUGUUGGCGGUCAGCUCGGCCUGUUUGUCGGCAUGUCUGUCCUUUCCAUCAUGGAGUACUGGGAGCUGUUGAUCGACCUCGGCACCGCGCUACUGAGACGCGACAAGACACUGCGUGUCGCGGUGGCCUCAAAGCCUGAAACCUAGCACCGCGCUACACAGACGAUAGAUGACAAAGCAUGUUGCCGUGGCCUCAAAGACCGAACCUAGCACAGCGCUACUCAGAAAAGACACGGUAUGUUGCCGUGGCCUCAAAGACCGAACCUAGCACCGCGCUACUCAGAAAAGACACGGUAUGUUGCCGUGGCCUCAAAGACCGAACCUAGCACCGCGCUUACUCAAAAAAGACACAGUAUGUUGCAGUGGCCUCAAAGACCGAAUCUAGCACCGCGCUACUCAGAAAAGACACGGUAUGUUGCCGUGGCCUCAAAGACCGAACCUAGCACCGCGAUACUCAGAAAAGACACGGUAUGUUGCCGUGGCCUCAAAGACCGAACCUAGCACCGCGCUACUCAGAAAAGACACGGUAUGUUGCCGUGGCCUCAAAGACCGAACUUAGCACCGCGCUACUCAGAAAAGACACGGUAUGUUGCCAUGGCCUCAAAGACCGAACUUAGCACCGCGCUACUCAGAAAAGACACGGUAUGUUGCCGUGGCCUCAAAGACCGAACUUAGCACCGCGCUACUCAGAAAAGACAAAACACGGUGUGUAGAGGAUGCCUCAAAGCCUGAAACUUAGCACCGCGCUACACAGACAAGACACGGCGUCUUGAACAUGCGUCCCUGAUACCAUAGUGACGUUGAUAUCGGACAACAGUGUUGGUUUGUCACAAAUGACGUUGGUAUCCUGACGAGCCGCAGUAAGUAAGCGUUGUCAUGGCAAUGGGGGCGUUGUCAAUAGCCAAGAAAUCACGUGACGUCUUUGUUGACGCCCUCUUUUUUUUUGCAUCAAAUAAAAACAAAAGGACGUAUUCAGCUCUUACAAAUCAGCCAGAAAGUUGCUAUUGAAGGAUUCAAUUUUUCGUCGCUAUCUGAGGUGACGGCUGCAGAAAUCAGUGGUAAACCAACCUGGCGUUAGUUUGCCACUCAAGAAAGUGAUAAAGGGAUUUUUAAGUGUAAGUCGCCUAUUUGACCCCACCCUCAGGUCCCCCUACGCUUUUUUCUCCCGAUUCGUGGGUGAGACUCACGAUAUACAAAAACUGUCUCGAGAUUAUUUUAUUUGCAACACAUAUCCAAAUAAAGUUAUAACCACACUCUUACAAACCGACCAUGGUCACUCUGACAGACAAGAGUAUAUCACUGCCAUAUGUAACUAUACUUGCGCUCACGAAGGCCAGCCUUCGAGGCGGAAAUAAAAACACUAUUAUGCCGACACACUGAAGAUGGGCUAUGUACAAGCUGUUAUACAUAUAAUAUAUAGAUGGUAAAACUA
Molecule: messenger RNA, 2834 nt
Organism: Nematostella vectensis (starlet sea anemone)
Lineage: Eukaryota; Metazoa; Cnidaria; Anthozoa; Actiniaria; Edwardsiidae
Product: degenerin del-1
Exons: 12
Coding region: 188-1549 (453 amino acids)
Biological process (GO): sodium ion transmembrane transport
Cellular component (GO): membrane
Molecular function (GO): ligand-gated sodium channel activity
Source: RefSeq, a predicted model, not a curated record